This is a messenger RNA of Photinus pyralis (common eastern firefly), 2087 nucleotides long. RefSeq names its product protein pellino-like. Gene Ontology annotation, molecular function: ubiquitin protein ligase activity; protein binding. The coding region runs from base 384 to 1334 and encodes 316 amino acids. The transcript is spliced from 8 exons. The record is from RefSeq and is a predicted model, not a curated record. Gene Ontology annotation, biological process: regulation of Toll signaling pathway; protein polyubiquitination. NCBI's taxonomy places the organism in Eukaryota, Metazoa, Arthropoda, Insecta, Coleoptera, Lampyridae.
ACAUUAUUUUGAAUAAACUGUUGUUUUAAAACAAAGUUUAACGUUUUCUUUUCUAUUCUAGAACCGACGGAACAGAGUCGCCAAUUUUAGAAGAACAAGAAACGACAAAUUCGGAUAAACCAAAACAGCUUGUAAAAUAUGGGGAGCUAGUCAUAUUAGGAUACAAUGGUUCUUUACCGCAAGGUGAUCGGGGUAGAAAAAGAAGCAAAUUUGUUUUGUAUAAGCGGCAGGAUCCAAACGGAGUUAAAAAAUCUAAACAUUAUGUAGUUAAGACGCCUCACUCCUCACAAGCUAUAUUAGAUGCUACACAACAUUCUAUAUCAUAUACAUUAUCGAGAAGUCACGCUGUUAUUGUUGAAUAUACAUCUGAUGACGAGACUGAUAUGUUCCAGAUCGGAAGGUCAUCCGAAUCACCUAUAGACUUUGUAGUAAUGGAUACAAUACCUGGUGAUAAAAUAGGAGAAAACAAAGUUGUGCAAAGUACAAUAUCUAGAUUUGCCUGCAGAAUUUUAGCAGAUCGUAAUUCGAAGAUAUGUAGAAUAUAUGCUGCGGGUUUUGAUACUUCUAGAAAUAUAUUUUUAGGGGAAAAGGCAACUAAAUGGCAGGAUAACGGCAGAGAUAUUGACGGUUUGAUCACAAACGGUGUCCUUAUUAUGCAUCCCAAUGGCAGUUUUUGUGGUGGAGAAGGCAAGUGCGGUCUUUGGUUGGAAACAUCGGUUGGCGGCGGCGUAUUUUCAUUGAGGGAGUCGAGAUCGGCGCAACAAAAGGGUCAAGUGGUGGAAGGGGCAACGAACAGCUUACAAGAUGGCACUCUUAUUGAUCUCUGCGGAGCCACUCUUCUGUGGAGAUCGGCCGAAGGAUUAGCAUUAUCGCCGAGUAAACGAGAUCUAGAAAAGGAAAUUGAUGAAAUAAAUGCUGGCAGACCGCAAUGUCCGGUGGGUCUAAAUACGUUGGUAAUACCAAGAAAGGUUACAGGCAACGAAAGUCAACAACAACCGUACGUCUAUCUCACAUGCGGUCAUGUGCAGGGGUUACACGAAUGGGGACAGGAUAAGGAUUCGGGAGCUAGAAAGUGUCCAAUUUGCUUAAAGUUGGGUCCUGCCGUGAAAGUUUGUAUGGGAUUAGAGCCAGCUUUUUAUGUUGAUUCGGGUCCUCCCACUUUCGCAUUUAAUCCAUGUGGACACAUGGCUACAGAAAAGACUGUAAAGUAUUGGGCCAAUCUUGCCAUUCCGCACGGAACGAAUGGGUUCCACGCAAUUUGUCCGUUCUGUGCAUCCCCGUUGGGCGAAUUUCCUGGUUACGUUAAACUUAUCUUUCAGGAUAAUGUUGAUUAGAUAAUAAAGUUGUUGUUAAAAUUGAACAUUUUUGUAUCUGUAUAAUUCGGUACGAUGCAUGUGAGAAUGUAUAGGUUUAUUUACCAAAGGUUCAUCAAUAGCAGUUGCGGCUGCGUAUCACAAAUCUAAUUCCCUUUUUAUGGAAACAAUUUUUUUCCGAUACUAAAUAUCAUAAAAAUCUUGUACAAAUAUUCAAGAAUGCAUUACAUAUUUAUAUAUCGUGUAAGUAAUUGUAACUAUAUUUGUACAUAACGAUAAUGUGGUAUAUCUGCUGAAGUAAUUUUGAGAUGUUUAAUUUAAUGCUCAAAAAUUAGGGUCGGACCUAUUAAUUAUUGCCAUGAGUUCUUAUGUAAUAAGUUUUAGUGAUUGAAAAUAUUUUUGAAAUUUUGGAUCCAUGUCUUUUAAUUUUAUGUAUAAUAUUUUUUAUUAAUGCAAGUUAAUGGCUAAGAGGAAGGGAACUAUUGUACAAAGUUGAAGCUGGUAACGUGUGACUUGCAUCUCUGUUGUACCGUUACUCCCUCAGCAAUGCGCAACCGCUUGAAUUUGAAUUUGCUUUAACGCGUGUUUUGUUUAUACUACCCUUAGAUCAUGAUCUAUGAUAUUACCACGUUUCCAGCUGACUACGCAAAAAAAUUUUAUUAAUUAUUAAUGAUGAACGAGAACGCUUGCAUGUUGUUUAAUUUUUAAUUCACAUAAUAUAUGCCUUCAUUUGUAUGUUAUGUGGAAAGACAUUUACUAAACAAAACAGUUCAA